Messenger RNA from Anguilla rostrata (American eel), 14285 nucleotides. RefSeq names its product tet methylcytosine dioxygenase 3 (gene tet3). The record is from RefSeq and is a predicted model, not a curated record. Gene Ontology annotation, cellular component: nucleus. NCBI's taxonomy places the organism in Eukaryota, Metazoa, Chordata, Actinopteri, Anguilliformes, Anguillidae. Gene Ontology annotation, biological process: positive regulation of transcription by RNA polymerase II. Gene Ontology annotation, molecular function: zinc ion binding; DNA binding; DNA 5-methylcytosine dioxygenase activity.
AAUACAAUUUAUAUCCUGAAUUUAAAUUUAAUCCAUGCAGGCAAUGUAGUCAAGUCCUCCUUUAUGACUGAAUUGAAGUCUAAAUGCACAACUUUCACGUCUUAUUGGCUUCUUAAAACUUUUUUAUACACCAAACAUUGUGAUCAUAAAUGUCAUAACGCCAAAAGUAAAUGCAUAAUUUAUUAUAUUUAUUUACAUUAGAAUUCAGCUAAUAACAGUGCUGCAAAAUGAUUCGGGAACUGUGAUUGUAGAGUGUGUCCUGCUAUUACAUCCAAGAGCGGCGUAUCUACAGUAACUAGAAUUGUGUCAUGUGCUGUUGUAAAUUUAAGUCGCUCGGGGUAAUUGUGUUUGCUAAAUGCCUUUAAAGAUUUCCGUCUGAUUCAUUGGGUAUCUUUAAAUAUUUGUAAUUCACCAAAGGGACGGUGCAAUAUUCACAAAAACACGAAGAUAUAUAUAUUAAAUAUAUAUAGCCUAAGUCUUUUAAAAGAUGAGUUCACAGACCUCAGUCCAUAUCAGUAAACUGAAAUUAAGAAAUAUUUUUUUCUGAGUUUGGACAACCGAUUUCAUUUGGUUGUGAAUCUUUCCUGGAUAAGCCGACAAAGGUAUAAUAAUAGUUUUCUUUUAUUUUUGGUAGCCUGUUUUAGUAUUUUAAUAUUUGUAUUUUACAGGCUACUUUCAAAUGCAGAGUUGUUGUCUUUGUCUGUUAUUUCCUACGAGCUGUUAAAUAUUUUUACUAUUUAAAAACGUAGCCUGUCUAAUUCUCACGCGAAUCUACUGAAUCACAACAGGCUGUACCUCUCAGUCCACUUUCUGCAUUUUGUUUUUACCGCCCAGAAAUUGUCUCGUGCACGUUUAAACGAUUACAUGAAAUCCAGUUUUGUCGUAAGUCCUGCCCGGUGAUUCUGUGUAACCUGUAUGUCGAUUUCUAGGUUUUAUAGACUCUCCAUCAAUCAUAAAGUUAUAAAGGAACCUUAUUACCAACUCUUAAUUAAACUAAUUAUUUUUUACCUGAACAAAAUAUUUAGGCUGCCAUAUAGCCUAAUAUUCAUCCUAUAGAAAGGCCCGUCAGGCAGGCGAUAGUGUUCAAUAAUGACACAUCCUGCAGAAUUGUCUUGUAAUUGAACAGAUUCACACAUUUACGAGCUUCUUGAAAUCGCCCCUCAACUGUCCCGUCAUUAGCUACUAACGAUUGAAAUGGGUUAGGCUGUUUUAUAUUUUUAAAGGUUUCAUCUUUUUUUAUGUAUUGAUGCAUUACAGAAGCAGUCAGCUUCAAGAUGUAGCCUAGGCGUUGAUUAAAAAUAUGCAUUUGUCGUACUCUGUGAAAUGAACCAUAAUGUAAAGAUGAAAUAAAAAAAUAAAAAAAUUAUUCUUAACAUUUAAAAAUAUGAGUGUAGCCUACCCAUACAUUGGUAAACAGGCUAAUAGGAUGUUAAUAUAAGUUUUAUUAACAGUGUAAAAAUCUGUCUUGUUAAAACAUUCUACCAUAUAAUCAAUAUAAAAUAGCCUAUUUUUAUUGUAAUUUCUUCUUAAUUGUGCAUUUAUUUGUGCUUCUCUACUAUUUAAUGUUACUCAUGACAUGACACUUGGUUUUCAAAAUGACAGCUGUCAACCCGGACGUUGAUGACGUCACUGCACACAGAAUUUAACCCUGUCGUUCCAGCGCCCUGAUCGAACUCCACUCCGCAAUUUACUGAUCACUUCAACCUCUUUUCAACAACGUUUUCCCCCUUUUUUCUUCCUCCUCUUCUCCUUUUUUAACUCUAAGAAGACCAAGGACUUUUACCGAGACCAAGUAGAAGAAAUAAGUGCUACAUUUCAAGUUUCCGUGUUUUAUUUUGUUAGUUGCUUUGCUCAAUUUUACAGAAGGUUCAGAUCUGACUGUACAAUACCGUAAGAGUGGAGUUGCUUUGGUAAUUUCCAUGUGUAACUUUUUCCUUUUUUAUUCUUUAACAACUUUUUCCAUUCUCUGAUGCUGGCCGGCUUGGUCGGAGAUAGUAGGAAAUAUAGGUUUAAAAAAAUAUAGAUAUAUAGGCUAAUAAAAACUAUAUUCCUCAGAAUUUAUGGGCUAUAUUUAGUCUGCACACAUUUCGAGUGGAAAGAAACCAGACAUUUAAAGACCCACCCGUUAAACUCGUUACUGUUGCUACCUGCUGACCACGGACCUGAAUGGUGUGCAGCUGCAGCCAUGGCUCUUCUGACCCCCUGCCCUCUCUCUGGCACCCCCCCUCCGUUGGCCCCCCCUCCUGCUGGGCUCCCGAUGACCGCGUGAGGAACAUGCUCCGUGACACCAGUGACCACGUCCACCCCUGUCCUCCAGGGCUCCCAGGAAGCCACAAACACGGGUGUGGGCAGGCCUAGCCUCCCGGAACAGAGCCCGCCAGUACUCUAAAAGACUAAACGGCACACGCGCGCACGCACACACACACACGCGUGUAGUGUUGAGGCGACCCCCCCCCUCAAGGACCACGUCAACCCGGCUGUUAACAGCCAGUGGUGCACAAAGACAGAAUUCUCUCUCGGUGCACUCCCUCUUCUCCCCUGCCUUCUUCCUUCCUGUUCUUCCUCUUUCCUUCCUGAGUGGAGGAGAGAGGGAUUCCCCGCCAUGCAUAAACCCAGGGGUGGGCACGGCCCCCCCCAGGAGGACAUCUACGACUUUUCUCUGGAGGCCGAUGAAGACCCCAAAAUCUUCCUCCGCGGGGGGACGAUGGGGAGGGCGUCCCCCUUGGCCGAGUACAUUCGGACCGAGCACCAUCAGGGAGGCCUCUACAGCCUGCCCCCGCUGGGCCCCUACGAGCGCCCCAGCGGGGAUGCCGCCAUGGCCACCGUCGCCAUGGCGGCGGCGGCGGCGGCGGCUGCCGCGCAGAAGAAGAAGCGCAAGAGGUGCGGCGUGUGCACGCCCUGCCUGCGCAUGGAGAACUGCGGCAGCUGCAGCAACUGCAUGAACCGCAAGGUGGGGCACCAGAUCUGCAAGCUGCGCAAGUGUGAGGUGCUGAAGAAGAAGAGCGGCAAGGAGGUGGGAUUUGAGGACAAUAGCAAAGCGAGAUCUAGAACAUCAAAUCUGGAAGAAGAGACUGUUUCAGGGCGGGGUUCAGUGGAUGGCCCCAGAAGAAGACAGCAGAUGGACACCGGGUCACAUGAUUGCCUAGGGGACGGCGCACUGAGCCAAGGACUGACCAAUGGGGCGAGCAGGCGCCCUGACGAAGAGGAGGCGGCGGAAGCCGGAAACGGGUGCGCCUGGGGUCCCGGGCAGGCCAAGGCCCCUCUAGAGCACCUUCAGCAGCCCUGCUGGGGCGAGGCGGACAUCGAGGAUGCCCGGAACCUGGUGGCCUUCUCCGCCAGCGCCGGCGCGCUUCCGGCCUCCGGCCACCGGGGGGAGCUGUCCCAGGCCGCGCAGCAGCUCCGGACGCACACCGCGCAGCUGUACGAGAAGUUCAACCAGGAGAUGGGCGGCAGAGACGGGGCGGGGGUGGGGGCGGGGUCAGGGCCGGUGGGCGAGGCCUCCGAGGGGCAGCACUGCAGCCAGGAGGACCUGAGCACCCUGCAGACGGCGCUGAACCAGGCCCGGCACGGCCACAAGCCGCCGAACUGCAACUGCGACGGGCCCGACUGCCCCGACUACCUGGAGUGGCUGAAGAAGAAGAUCAGACAGGCCGCCGACGGGCAGGGCGCGCCCGGGGAGCUCCGCCCCCCUGCUCCUUCUUCACAACCUCAGCUCAACGGGGCCGGCCUCUCGCCACCGCCUCCCCGGGCCCCCGGCCCUCACCAGCAGGGGCCCCUCCAUAGCGGCCACGCCCAAAUCCCCUGCUCCCCCGCCCCCAUCCCCUGCUCCCCCAGUGUCCUCUCCAUCGCCAAGGAGAAGAACAUCAGCCUGCAGACCGCCAUCGCCAUCGAGGCGCUGACCCAGCUGUCCGCCACCGUGCCCCAGCCCGUGGUGCCCCCUGCGUCCACCUCCUCGUCCGGCCACCUCCACCACCAACACCACCAUCACCACCACCCUCCCCAGCCCCAGCUCGGGACGCGCCUGAUCCCGUCCUCCCCGUGUCCUUCCCAGUCCCCCUCCGCCUCCCCCCUGCCCCAGUCCGUCUACCCCCAUCAGGACCCCUCGUACUGGGACCAGCACCACCGCCCCCAGUCCCGCUCGGAGUCCUCCCCUCACCCCUCUUCGGCUUCCCCCUAUCCCAGCCCCCUCCCCCCGUCGGCGGCCGGCUGCGACAGGGCCUCCCCCCGCAGCGCCUGGAUGGGGCCCAAUUCGGAGCCCCACCCCCGCCUCCCGCCCCACGCCGGGGGCGACCCCAUGUCGGAGCUCAAGCAGCUCCUGGGGGACACCAGCGGGAAGUACGCCAACGCCUCCUUCAAGUAUCCCGCCCCCCUGAAGGACAAGGGCGUGGCCGGCGGCCCGGGCGUGGCCCACAUCAAGCAGGAGGUCGACCUGGGCGACUACCCGGGCUCGCCCUGCGCCGCCUUCGCCCGCUACGGGCUGGCCAAUGGGCAGCAGCCGCCGCCGUACCCAGGGCCCCUGUCGCCCGGCAGCCCCGCCAUCCGCCACCAGACCCAGGCGGCGCUGCAGCACCACCUCCACCACAAGCGCAACCUGUUCGCCGUCGGCCCCGGCCUGCCCGCCAACCAGUACCGCCCCCACGCCGCCCUCCAGGACCUCCGCAAGUGGUGGCCCCAGGCCAGGGGCCCCGAGGGGCCCGUCCUGAUCAAGCAGGAGCCCAAGGAGCCCAAGAAGAAGAAGAGCGGGGCCUCUCCGUCCCUGAAGCAGCAGCUGCAGAUGCAGGGGGCGGGGCUCUACCCCCAGCUGGGCCCGCCCCCGCCCAAGCCCAAGCAAAUCAUCAUCAAGAAGCCCAAGCAGCGGGCGUCCCAGCCCACCUUCCUGCCCCAGAGCCAAAUUCUCAUGCAGAAGCCGGCUCCGCCCGGUCGCCCGGACGACGGCGCCGCCCGGCCCCUCGCCCUGUCCGUCACGGAGCCCCUCCCCCUGCCCCUCCCCUUCCCGCUGCCCCCCCGCGGCUCUUCUCAGGCUGACCCGAGCUGCGCCGCCCCGGCCCUUUCUCAGGAAUCUGUUUCCAACGGUGCUUUGGCUCCUCCCACCACCGCCCCCAGCCCCGCCCCCGCCGCCGCCCACGCCCUCGCCACCCCCGAAAAUGCCGCCCCGGCCUCUGCUUCCGUCCCCUUCCCUCCCUCCUCGGUCCCGCCACCCCAAAGCGACCAAGAGACCUCCGGACCCCCGGCGGGGACGCAAGAGGACCCCCCGGCCUCCAAAGCGACGGCCCCCUCCUCUCUCGCGGGGCUGGGCUCCCUGGACCCCAAAUUCGAGGAGCUGAUCCGGCAGUUUGAGGCGGAGUUCCCGGCUCCCAGCCCCCAGACGCAGGCGCCCCCCGCCGAGCCGAUGGAGGCCUCCCCGCCCCAGCCCGCCGAGGAAGCCCCCCUGCAGAACCCCGACCCCAACUCAGGACCAGCCAGCCCCCCGGCACACCCCCUCGAUCCCCCCGCCCCAGCGGCCGCCUGCGAAGCCAUGGAGCUCGGGGAGAGCGCGGAGAGCAGCCAGAAAGAGGGGCCGCUCGCCACCCCCGCCCCACCCUCGCAGGACGGCUCGACGCAAGCAGAGCAAGGGGCGGAGACGAGGCGCGGCGGAGGGCUCGAGGGGGCCGUCUGCCCCCCACCCCCACCCGCACCCCUGACGCAGGAGGCCCUCCUGCAGCUGCAGCAGCACCGCGUCCUGGAGGACCCCUUCACCGCCCCCUUCUCCCCCCUCCCCAAACGCAUGAAGAUCGAAACGUCCGGGGGGCUGGCCGUCCUCUCCACCACUGCCUGCCUCUCCAUGGACACGCCCACCAAGGAGGGGCCGCCCGCGGCCCCCUCCCUGCGCGGCUUCCUGGAGUCGCCCCUGCGCUACCUGGACACGCCCACCAAGAGCCUCCUGGACACGCCCAUCAAGACCGACGAGGACUUCCCGUCCUGCGACUGUGUGGAGCACAUCGUGGAGAAGGACGAGGGCCCGUACUACAACCACCUGGGCUCGGGGCCCACUGUGGCCUCCAUUAGAGAGCUGAUGGAGAGCAGGUACGGAGAGAAGGGAGAGGCCAUUCGGAUCGAGAAGGUGGUCUACACCGGCAAGGAGGGGAAGAGCUCUCAGGGAUGUCCCAUCGCCAAGUGGGUGAUUCGUCGUGCCAGCGAGGCAGAGAAGCUGUUGUGCCUGGUGCGCCCUCGCGUCGGGCACCGCUGCGCCAACGCCAUCAUCAUCAUCCUCAUCCUGGCCUGGGAGGGCGUGCCGCGGGCGCUGGGGGACAAGCUGUACCGGGACAUCACCGACACGCUCACCAAGUUCGGCAACGCCACCAGCCGCAGAUGCGGCCUUAACGAUGAUCGUACCUGUGCGUGUCAGGGAAAGGAUCCUAACAAAUGUGGAGCCUCCUUCUCCUUCGGCUGCUCCUGGAGCAUGUACUUCAACGGGUGCAAGUACGCCCGCAGCAAGACCCCCCGCAAGUUUCGGCUGCAAGGAGACCACCCUAAAGAUGAGGAGAAUCUCAGGGACAAUCUACAGAACCUGGCCACGGGAGUGGCCCCCCUGUAUAAGCAGCUGGCGCCCCAGGCCUAUAGCAACCAGUGUGCCCAGGAGCAGACUGCCUCGGACUGCAGGCUCGGGCUGAAGGAGGGGAGGCCCUUCUCCGGGGUCACGGCCUGCAUGGACUUCUGCGCCCACGCCCACAAGGACCAGCACAACCUGCACAACGGCUGCACGGUGGUGUGCACCCUAACGAAGGAGGACAACCGCGUGGUGGGCCAGAUCCCGGAGGACGAGCAGCUGCACGUGCUGCCGCUCUACACCGUCGCCACCACCGACGAGUUCGGCUCCGAGGAGAACCAGCGGCGCAAGAUGGAGAGCGGCGCCAUCCAGGUGCUGCGCAACUUCCGCCGCGAGGUGCGCAAGCUGCCCGAGCCCGCCAAGUCCUGCCGCCAGCGCCGCCUGGAGGCCAAGAAGGCCGCGUCCGAGAAGCGCAAGGGCCCCAAGCAGAGGGACACGCCCGAGAAGGCCAUCAAGACCGAAGCGGGCCAAGUGGAGUCCCCUCACCUGCAGCAGGAAAACAAGGCAAUCCCCAAACAGGAAGUGAAACCCACCAUUAAGAUUGAGAAGAAGGAUCCCAGGUACCAGGCCUUCAACGGGGCCCUGGACGGCUACGCGUCGCUAGGGAAACGGCAGGCGGCCGACCCGUACAGCAUGAGCAACGUCUACUCCUACCCCGGUUACUAUGCAAGGAGUGGCCUUCCAUCCAACGGCCAGCCUCCCGCCCCCGGCCCCGCCCCCGGCCCCGCCCACAGCCCCAUCAACGGCUUUCACCCCAACCUUUCCAGGGUGCCCUACGGCUACUACAACUACCCCGCCAGCGCGCUCUUCCCGCCCCAGUUCCUCGGCUACGACAGCCGAAACGGGGCGUGGCCCAAGCCGCCGGCGGCGGGCUCCGCGGACAGGAAGCCGGACGUACAGAGCCUGCAGGCCAGCCUGGCGCACUCGUACCCGCACCACCCCGACCAGCAGCAGCCCGCGCCGGGCUACCAGUCCCCCGCGCCCCCCCCCCGCCCCCAGACCGCCCCGGCGGACUCCGCCCGCAGAGCCACGCCCGUGAUCAAGCAGGAGCCCGCGGACGCGCCCCCGUUCCCCGACUGCAGGGCGGAGGGGCUGCCCCCCCAGCGCUGCGUCUCCACCGGGCCCCUCCCGGCCCACCAGGGGGAGGGCUGGCCCGCCCACAGGCUGAACGGGAGCUUCGGCCCCGAAUCCUGGGACGCCUCCGCCUGCGCCCCUGGCAAGCAGCAGGUGCCCCCACAUCAGCGCCCGCACCACCCCCACGCCCAGCAACAGUGGAACUCCUUCCAGGGGGCUAACAUGCCCCAGACGUCCCCCGCCCCCUCGCCGUCCCCUUCCCUAAACCACGCCCUCUCACCGUCCCCCUCCCCCCACCUCCCCGUCACCCCUUGCCACUGGGGCAGCCCCUCUCCGGCCAAACCGUGGGGCGGGGGCCCCGCGGGGGGGUACAGCCCGGGCCUGAGCCACAGUGGGGGCCCGGCGGGGGGCUUCCCCGGCAAGCUGUGGUGCAAGGCUGGGGAGGGCCGCUGCUCCACGCCCCUGGGGCUCCAGGAGAAGGCCUGGAAGUCGUGCGGGGGCUCGGCGGCGGGCUGCACCCCGUCCCAAACGCCCGAGGGCCGGCUCUUCCCCGACCCCUUCCAGCAGGCGGAGGCGGCGCAGGCCUGCUGGGCGCCGGGCGGGGCCCCGGAGGAAGGGGCGGGGCACGGGGGCCGGCCCCGGGAGCCGGAGGAGGAGGAGGAGGAGGAGGUGUGGUCGGACAGCGAGCACAACUUCCUGGACUCCAGCAUCGGCGGCGUGGCGGUGGCGCCCGCCCACGGCUCCAUCCUGAUCGAGUGCGCCCGGCGGGAGCUGCACGCCACCACUCCGCUGAAGAAGCCCGACCGCAGCCACCCCACCCGCAUCUCCCUCGUCUUCUACCAGCACAAGAACCUCAACCAGCCCUGCCACGGCCUGGCCAUCUGGGAGGCCAAGAUGAAGCUGCUGGCGGAGCGGGCGCGGCAGCGGCAGCAGGAGGCCGCCCUCCUGGGCCUCUCCCUCGACGACGUCAAGGCCUACGGCAAGAAGCGCAAGUGGGGCGGGGCCGCGGCGGCCGCGGCCGCGGGAGGGGGCGGAGCCGGCGCCGCCCAGGACAGGAGGCAGGGCGUGGCCACGCGCCAGGCCCCCGCCCGUCUCACCAACACGGUCGUCACGGCGGCGCCCUACGCCUUCACCCAGCUCACCGGGCCGUACAGCCGCUGGGUCUGAGCGGGGGGGUGGGGGGGUGGGGGGCGGAGCCACAGACUCAAAGAGGAGGGAGGGCGCCUCUCCCUCCCUCCCUCCCUCCUUCCCCCACUUCCUCUUUUCUUCCGGGUCUUUUUCCAUCGCCCCCCCCCCCUUUGCUUGAGCCACCGUCACUCGAUUCACCAGUCUGAGGGGGGAGGGGAAGAGAUCGGCGGGGUGGGUUGCUUUUUUUCCAUUUCUGUUUUUUUAAAAUAACAGUUUAUUAUUUUUUUUUCUUCAUUUUUUUUUACCUCAAAUUUGGCGGCAGUUUGGGACUCCCCCCCCCCGACGGACUAGCUGCCUGUGGUGCUGUUUCUCUCUCUGGUUCCUCUCCUUAAUACAAUAAUGAUCCUAAUUAUAAUUAUUACUAUUAUUAUCAAUAUUAUUAUGAUUGUUAUUGUUACUGUCAAUGUUGUUAUUACUGGUAUUGUUAUUAUUAUAAUGAGGAUGAUUUUUUUGUUAAUAUUGCUUUCUUUAAUGUUAUUAUUAUUAUUAUUAUAUUUUUGGGGGGAGAGGAAAGGCUCUCCUCUCUUCUCCCCCGCCCAUGAAUCUGGAAACACGGUGUUUUUUUUUUAUUUUUUAUUUUUUCAUUUUUCUAAAUUUCCUUUCUACAUGGAGACGGGGCUCUGGACUACAACCAACCGACGAUUACCCCAGCUGUGUGCGGUCAGAGGAGCAGGGGGCGUGUCCCCACGACAGAGGCAGACAAGCAGGAGGGACUGAAACAUCAACAUGGACUCUCUCAUUUCCAGCACUGAGGCGCUUUUUAAAGUCUGUUUUGCUGACGGGUUGAUUCUUCAAUAAUUGGACAGAAAAAAAAACAAGAAAAUAUUGGAGGAGGGGCCCUCCUCCCCUUGGCUGGUAUUUCCUGGGAGUGGGACCGAGUGUGACUGGUCUAGCCCCCUCCCCCCAAAAUAACCAGAGGAAAUGCCCUACCCCCCCCCCUUCCCCCCCUUGCCCUGCCCUGCCCUGCCCCGCCCCGCCCGGCCUGGUCACAGCCUCACUCUCAGCCUCUCUCCACUGGUGCUUCUCAUUUGUCUUACGUCAGCCGUACGGGCGUCUCAGCUCGCCGCGCUUGGUUUCUCCAUCUCCACGGCGACGCGCGCAGCAGCAGCGGGUCCCUGGAACCCAGGUCUUUCCUGCAGAGCACUGUGGGAUACCACUUUGCGUGCACACGCCUGUCUCAUGUGCAAUGGUGCUGAUGUGGUCCCAUCUCCCACAGUCCCUGUCCCGCCCUUUAACACGCAGACGUACGCGCGCGCACACACACACACACACACACACACAGGCAGACAGACCCUUGUCAUUGCACGCAGAGCCACGCCUUAUCGCUUCAGCGUACAGAACUCUCCACCCCCCCCCCAUCCACCCCCUCCCAAGCUACCCGGGGGCUUCGCCGUUUUGGGUGGCGUGUCAUUCGGACAGGAAGCGGACUCGCCGCCGUGCCGCGUGGUGCUUUUAGGCGCAGGACCGUGUGCCUUAGCCAGGGGGAGUCGGGUGGGCGAGGACAGACAGACGGACGGACGGACGGAUGGACAGAGGGGCCCGGCUGGUCUCUGUACUCUCACAGUUACACACAGCUUCCCCCCAGACCCCUGUCCCCAGUCCCCCAGUCUCCUGUCCUGCCACACACCACGUACUCUGGUGCUUUUUCUUUUUGGGGUGCUAGAACUCCCCUUCAUGGCACAAACGACGGUGCUACUUUUGUACCCUAAAACAUCCACGCCCCUUCACUGCUGGUGCCACUCCCCAUAGGCACAGACAGGGGUGCCACAUUAACACCCCAAAAACAUCUCUGGCCUGUGCUGACACCACCUACUAAACCACCUGCAUGAACACCGGUGCCUCUUUUGCACCCCAAACAUUAUUAUGCCUUCACUAGAGUCCACACUCGAGGUACACAUCCUUCUCAAUGCUGUCAUUGCAGCUGAAGCUUCCAAUGAUAUCCCUGCACACCCCGUCCAAUAAUGCGCCUGCCACAAGUCGGGCAGCCAAUCAGGAAAGCCUUUCAGAGACGCUGCAGUAUAGUUGCCUGUGCUGCGUGGCAUUAAUGAGACGGGUUUCAGAUGAACUGCAAAUCCCAGCAAGCAUUGCAGCCCUCUCGGGCUGGAGCUGGACAGCCCCUGGCUCAGGCUGAAGAGUUUUUGGCUGGGGAUUGUAGUCACUUGGGCCAGAUAGUGAGGUUUGAGAGAAGCGGGCCCAGCGCAGCGGCGAAAAUGACACGUCAGUCCAGAUAAAGACCGCUCCCUUCUCACGAGCCGUGCCCACGUCCCUGAUAGGUCGCUACUAUCAGCCCUUUUGCACUUAAUUUGGCCCUGCCCCCCCCCCUUCCUCCCCAAAUAUCUUUCUGUAAGCACCUAUUGAAACUUCACCUCCCCUGAUAAAAUGAAGCUCUUAUGCAAAGGCACUGUAACGCAAGGCUGGGGAACCCCCGUUCCAGGAGUGCCAUGAUCCGUUCCUGGAUUUCACGCCAGCAUCCGCUUCUAAUUGCGUAAUGAACUCACUUAUCAAUGUGGCGUGCCGUUUUUUUUUUUUUGUUUGUUUUUUUUGCUGUAUUCACUGAUAAGCUCAUGAAUGACAGCUGAAAGCUGUUCUAUGUGAAUCACCGCGGCCCAGUCCACAAGUGAACCGGCGUUGACGUUCUCAGCUAUUUCAGCCAGGGUGACUGGUGAAAACAAAGAUCUGGCGUGGCAUUCCGGAACCGUGGUUCCCCACCUCCGCUUUGAAAGUGGCUCCUAGCGGUCUGGACCAGAGCGCUUCUCCUUGUGUUGGUCCUUUUCUGUUUUCUGUACUGUGCUGACCUGGGACAGUCUGCCCUCUCUCUCCUCACUUCCACACAGGGUGCAAUGCCCCCUCUCCGCCACUCGAGAUGGGGUGGCGCUGCUGUUCACAUCUUUCAUUUGCGGUGUGCAAAACUGCAGCAUGGCCCUUCAUCAAAGCUCUUAGCUGUGUGUGUGUCUGCUAUGGAGAGCGCACAGGGCUGAACCUGGUUUACUGUGGGCCAGAAACUGCUUGGUGCUCAAAGCUGAUUGGUGCUGGUGCUUUUCAAGAGGUCAGGCUUCCUAUACCUCAUGUAAUAGAGACACUGGUCACAGUCAUAGCAUGCUACAAACACAUGGGGGCGACAGAGAGCCGCGAACGGCAUCUGUCCUUCUUCCCAUGUGCUUGCUGCCUAUACAUAAAUCAUAAUCUACAUUUGUUUUGGAUUAUUAUUUAUUAUAUUAUAAUGAUGAUUAUUCUUAUUGUUAUUGUGAUUGUUGUCUUUUUUUGGGUUUUUAUUGUUUAGUUUUACCUAAUACAAAUUGUAAAUACAAAAGAAAAGAUUUUAUAAAAGCACUUUUAAUCUUGAUUUUAAAGGAAAAAAAAAAGAACAGAUUAUUGACAACUUGAAACCUAGUUUUUGUUUUCAUGGAAUUUUAUCGGGAGAGAUGAAAAUGUAAAUAUUUAAUAUUUAGGUAAGAUUAUUUAACUGGAGAGGGAUAAUGACUAAAUCCUGAGUGAUUCUGGGAUUUUCCGUCUACAGUUGUCAGUGUGUUGAACCCUUAGCAGCAAAAGACAACACCUCAUUCCAGUGUGUUGUGUCCGAAUGUGUAUACUUAAUACUGAUGUCCUGCUCUAUAUAAGUACUGUACUACAUCAAUACCUCUUCAACAGGAACCAGCCCCUUCCCAUAAGAACCGAUUCGAUUAAUCUGUCCUUUUUGGAGAUUUCACACAGUUAAGAAUAAAUAACGAUCUCAAAUCGGACGAGAAACAAUGAGCAUUAACACACACAAGCAGGUUCCCAUCGAGAAGUCGCAGUGCUUGAAAUGGAGUAAAUCGGUCUUUUGUGUGCUAAGACUGUCCCCAGAUACUGCAAAAUCAAUCACGAGGUCGAAAAUAAUAUUAAUACAACAGCAUUCACAAAGACCAUUCGUUUUCCACACUAGAGUUUCUUCAAUGUCCACUGAAAAUCCCUGGAAGUUCACAAUUUAUCUUUCGCUAUUUUUGAACGCUUCGGGCAGACGUUGUUCGUCCAUCGUGACCAGCCUGACAGCAGAAAGAACACGGAAUGUGCUGGUUUCUUUGCCUUGCUUAUCGUUUCCUGUUCAAAGCCCCUCCUUUCUCUCAAAACAAAACUAACUAGAAUCAAGAGGCAUAGUUACUUUGAUUCAGUGUCGAUCAUGAUAAUGAUAAUAAUUGGUGCUGGUUAUAUUUAUUAACUUUUUAAAUGUGAAAUUUCUUUAUAAAUCCAAAAAAAAAAAAGAAAAAAAGAAAAUGGUGGAGAUGGAUGGAAGAUCAUGUUCAUUCUCGAUUUUGCUCUUAUUUCUUGUCCUGAGGUUGUUGGGACUCAUGGUGCUACCCCUGAAUUCACUGUGGAAUUGUGGGUAGGAAUCGGUUCUAUCUAGAAGCGAUCGACGGGUUUUCUUUUUGAAGCUCGUGCCACAACGCUGGAGUGAUACAAAGAAGACCAAUCUUUUUUUAGACAGUGGGGAAACUAUGGUGCUGACAAAGAAAUUGAAAUUGUCCAUUAAAAAAAACAAACAAUUGUGUGAUUAACAUUUGUAGUGACUAGAGUUGGAUUGGCCUAGUGGUGUGGUAUUUUAAGGCAAGUGAGCUAAAAAAAGAAAAAAAAGAAAAAAGAAUUUAAACUGUGAAGAGAAAGCACUUGCAGAGUUGCAAAUUAUUUAAUCUCCCCUCCCCACACACUCCACAGUCCAUCCCCUUUAAGUAAAUCAUUGUGGUAGUCAAUCACUUUUAAACAGGUAAAACAUAAUUUUUAGAAUUAUGAACACAUUGGCAUUGAAGUAAAGACUGUUAACUCAGCCUCCUGUACAGUGUAUGGUCUUGAAACUGGUUGUAAUUGCCCUCUGAACAUACUGUCCAGUUAUACUGUGAGGGGAUAGAAGGUCAAAGCACUGCAGGUGUUUAUUUCUAUAUUUCACUCUCACCUCCCCAACACACACACACACACACACACACACACGUGCAUGCACACACACAUGCACGCACACACACACACACUCACACACGCACAAAGCGUGCUAUGUCCCGUCCACAGUGCUAGUUCCAAUUGAGUUCCUGCAGCAAUUUUUUAAAAACUGGUUGAAUUAAGCUUGGAAACUAAUUAAGUGCUGACCCUAUCCAUAGCAACAACCACACAAAAACAAAAACACAAAUAAAAAGCAAAACAUAACAAGAAAGUCUAAAAAAAAAAAGACAACUGGCAGCUACAUUCCUUUUAUGAGUUUAAGAUUGAUCUUGGUUCUUUUUUUUCAUGUCAAGUAUGCAGUAUGUACAAAAGUGUUUUUUCAGUCUCUCUCUCUUUGUAGCUGUAAGGUGUAUUAUGUGAAUACAUAGUGUAUGUGGUACAACCCACAAUAUUGUUUUAUGUUCUGAGAUAAUAAAGAAAUAAAAAACAAUAAAAAUGAAGAAACAAAAAUAAACAAUUGUGUAAAAUGUAA